Peromyscus californicus insignis is the source of this 267-nucleotide messenger RNA. Its product is annotated as serine protease inhibitor Kazal-type 7-like. The record is from RefSeq and is a predicted model, not a curated record. Lineage: Eukaryota; Metazoa; Chordata; Mammalia; Rodentia; Cricetidae. Gene Ontology annotation, molecular function: protein binding. The coding region runs from base 1 to 267 and encodes 88 amino acids. The transcript is spliced from 4 exons.
AUGAAGGUCCUUGGGGGUCUCCUUCUGCUCCUCACAGCAAGCUAUCUCUGCAACAGCUCGGAAGUGACCACAGUCACCAGUCACCCUUCAGCGAUGUUGGACUGCAGCAUAUACAAGAAGUAUCCAGUGGUAGCCAUCCCCUGCCCCAUUGAAAACAUGCCAGUUUGUGGUUCGGACUAUAUCACCUACGGGAAUAAAUGCAAGCUGUGUACAGAGAUCUUGAGGAGUAAUGGAAAAAUUCAGUUUCUUCGUGAAGGACACUGCUAA